Messenger RNA from Eimeria mitis, 7602 nucleotides. RefSeq lists its product as uncharacterized. NCBI's taxonomy places the organism in Eukaryota, Apicomplexa, Conoidasida, Eucoccidiorida, Eimeriidae. The transcript has 7 exons. Bases 1 to 7602 code for a protein of 2533 amino acids. The record is from RefSeq and is a predicted model, not a curated record.
AUGACGAUGAGCCGGACGAGCGAACGACUAGUGCUUCCUCUCGGUCCAGUCGACCUACGAGCAACUCAAACCGAGGCGCCAACUCCACAAAUUCACAAAACGAACGCCGUAGGCAAGAAGGGCAGGAAAGCGGCAAUUCAAGAAGCCAAGAAACACGGAGAACCGAACAAAACGACAGGCAGACAAACCGCAGACAGCGCUCCUCAUCAGAAGGUGAAGAUUCUUCUGCAAAGGACAGAGACAGCUCUAGAAAUGGAGGAGGCUCGCGCCAGAGGCAGCCUCAAAGAAGCAGACAGAGGCCAGCUGCUGCAGAUGAGGAUGAAGAUGAUGAGGCAGCCUCAAAGAAGCAGACAGAGGCCAGCUGCUGCAGAUGAGGAUGAAGAUGAUGAGGAGAAAACUGAGACAAAUGAAGAGAACAGCGGCGACCAAAGCAGUUCGAGAAAACCACAACAACGAGCAAGAGAGGCAUCACGUUCACCCCAGGGAGACGCAGAGAAAGAAGACGAAGAAAGCGACCGCUCACGAAGCAGAGGAAAUGCAGCAGGCGGGCGGCAAAGAGGAGGCCAGCAGCGCCGCGGCCGAACUGAGGAGACGAACGAAUCAGCAGAAGGUGAAGAUUCCGAUGCUAAAUACAAAGAGAGAAGCCCUGGAAAUGUAGACGCUUCGCGCCAAAGGCAGCCUCAGUCACGUAGACAGCGAUCCACUGCUUCAGACGCGAGUGCUGAGGAUGAUAAAAGAGGUAGCAGCUUGACGGGUCAGACCGAGAGAGCGGAAGAGAGCAGACAGCCUCGUCAGCAGGCACAGCGCACACGACAGGCACCACGCUCGCCCCAAGCAGAUGCACGAAAGGAGAAAGACGAGGAGGAAGAAGACGAAGACAAUGAGAGUUCACGAAGCAGAGGAAAUGCAUCUGGCGGCCAACAGAGAGGAGGACAGCAGCGCCGCAACCGACCGGCUAAUACCAGCAGCUCAGGCGGUGCUGAAGAUUCCGAUGAAAAGGACGCAGGGGAUUCUAGAGGCAGAGAAGGAGGUUCGCGCCAAAGGCAGUCUCAGAGGAGCAGAGAGCGACCCGCAGGUGCAGAAGCGACAGAGAAUGAUGAGGAAAGAACUGGAAACUUGACCUCACGAAGCAGAGGAAAUGCAGCAGGCGGGCGGCAAAGAGGAGGCCAGCAGCGCCGCGGCCGAACUGAUGAGACGAACGAAUCAGCAGAAGGUGAAGAUUCCGAUGCUAAAUACAAAGAGAGAGGCCCUGGGAAUGUAGACGCUUCGCGCCAAAGGCAGCCUCAGUCACGUAGACAGCGAUCCACUGCUUCAGAAGCGAGUGCUGAGGACGAGAAAAGAGGUAGCAGCUUGACGGGUCAGACCGAGAGAGCGGAAGAGAGCAGACGGCCUCGUCAGCAGGCACAACGCACACGACAGGCACAACGCUCGCCCCAAGCAGAUGCACGAAAGGAGAAGGACGAGGAGGAAGAAGAUGAAGACAAUGAGAGCUCACGAAGCAGAGGAAAUGCAGCAAGCAGCCAACAGAGAGGAGGACAGCAGCGCCGCAACCGACCAGCUGACACCAGCAGCUCAGGCGGUGCUGAAGAUUCCGAUGAAAAGGACGCAGGGGGUUCUAGAGGCAGAGAAGGAGGUUCGCGCCAAAGGCAGUCUCAGAGGAGCAGAGAGCGAUCCGCAGGUGCAGAAGCGACAGAGAAUGAUGAGGAAAGAACUGGAAACUUGACGGGUCAGACUGAUAGGGCGGAAGACGGCAGGCGUUCUCGACAGCAGGCACAGCGCUCACGACAGGCAUCACGCGCACCGGCUGAAGCUGCAGAAGAGGAGCAGGAAGAGGAGGAGGAAGACGAAGACAACGAGAGCUCACGAAGCAGAGGAAAUGCAUCUGGCGGCCAACAGAGAGGAGGACAGCAGCGCCGCAACCGAUCGGCUGACACCAGCAGCUCGGGCGGUACUGACGAUUUAGAUGAUAAGGACGGAGGGGGUUCUAGAAACAGAGAAGAAGGCUCGCGCCAGAGGCAGUCUCAGAGGAGCAGAGAGCGAUCCGCCGGUGCGGAAGCGAUAGAUGACGAAGAGAAGCGAACCGGCAACUUGACGGGUCGGGCGGAGAAGGCGGAAGAGGGCAGGUCUCGUCAGCAGGCACAGCGCACACGACAGGCACCACGCUCGCCCCCGGCAGCUGCAGGAACGCAGGAGGAGGAGGAGGACGAGGAGGGAGAAGAUGAAGACAAUGAAAGCUCACGAAGCAGAGGAAGCGCAGCAGGCAGCCAACAGAGAGGAGGACAGCAGCGCCGCAACCGACCGGCUAAUACCAGCAGCUCAGGCGGUGCUGAAGAUUCCGAUGAAAAGGACGCAGGGGGUUCUAGAGGCAGAGAAGAAGGUUCGCGCCAGAGGCAGUCUCAGAGGAGCAGAGGGCGAUCCGGUGCGGAAGCGACAGAUAACGAUGAGGAGAGAACCGGCAACUUGACGAAGACGGCAGGCGGUCUCGUCAGCAGGCACAGCGCUCACGACAGGCAUCACGCGCACCGGAGGAAGCUACAGAAAAGGAGGAGGAGGAGGAGGAUGAGGAGGGGGAGGAUGAAAAAGGAGGAGACGAAGAAGAAGACCAAGGCCGAGAGAGUUCACGAAGGAGAGGAAAUGCAGCAGGCAGUCAGCAGAGAGGAGGACAGCAGCGCCGCAACACACCUUCGGGGGCGGUCUCGUCAGCAGGCACAGCGCUCACGACAGGCAUCACGCGCACCGGAGGAAGCUGCAGAAAAGGAGGAGGAGGAGGAGGAGGAUGAGGAGGGGGAGGAGGAAAAAGGAGGAGACGAAGAAGAAGACCAAGGCCGAGAGAGUUCACGAAAGAGAGGAAAUGCAGCAGGCAGUCAGCAGAGAGGAGGACAGCAGCGCCGCAACACACCUUCGGGGGUCAGCGCCUCAGUAAGUGACGAGGAGUCCGAUGAUAAGGACAAGGGGGGUUCAAGAAGCAGAGAAGAAGGUUCACGCCAGAGGCAGCCUCAGAGGAGCAGAGAGCGUUCCGCAGGUGCAGAGGCAAUAGAUAAUGAUGAGGAGAGAACUGGCAACUUGACGGGUCGGACUGAAACAGGUGAGGAGAGCGGACGGCCCCGUCAGCAGGCACAGCGCGGAAGACAGGCAUCACGUACAUCCAGGGAGUCUACGGGAAAGGAGAAGGUGGACGACGAAGAGGAAGAAGAAGAAAACAGCUCACGAAGCAGAGGACGUGCAGCACAAGGCCAGCAGAGAGGAGGACAGCAGCGCCGCAACCGACCGGCUGACACCCGCAGUUCGGGUGGUACUGAAGAUCCCGAUGAAAAGGACGGAGGGGGUUCUAGAAACAGAGAAGGAGGCUCGCGCCAGAGGCAACCUCAGAGGAGCAGAGAGAGAUCCGCAGGAGCGGAAGCGACAGAUAACGAUGAGGAAAGAACUGGAAACUUGACGGGUCAGACUGAAACAGGUGAGGAGAGCCGACGGCCUCGUCAACAGGCACAGCGAGGCCGAGAGGUACCACGUACACCACGGGAAGCUGUAGAAAAGGAGGAGCAGGAUGAGGAGGACGAAGAAGAAAGCGACAGCCCCCGGAGCAGAGGAAGUGCAGCACAGGGCCAGCAGCGAGGAGGACAGCAGCGCCGAACCCGACCUGCUGAUGUCAGCACCUCCAUAAGUGUUGAAGAUUCUGAUGAUAAGGAACAAGGGGGCGCGAGAAAUAGAGAAGGAGGUUUGCGUCAGAGGCAGGCUCAAUCGCAUAGACAGCGACUCGCUGGUGCAGAUGCAAUAGAAAAUGAUGAAGAGAGAACCGGCAACUUGACGGGUAGGACGGAGAGAGCGGAAGAGAGCAGGCGAUCUUGGCAGCAAGCACAGCGAGCAAGAGAGGUAUCACGUACACCCCAGGAAGCUGCAGAGAAGGAGGAGGUGGAGGAGGAGGAAGAGGACGAAGAGGAAAAAGAAGAACGCGACAGCUCACGAAGCAAAGCAAAUGCAGCAGCGGGCCAGCGGAGAGGAGGGCAGCCGCGCCUCAAUCGACCGGCUGACGCCAGCACGUCAGUAGGUGACGAUGAAUCUGAUGAUAAGGACCGAGGGGGCUCUAUAAGCAAAGAGGAAGCUCCGCGCCAGAGGCAGCCUCAAAGGAGCAGAGAGCGAUCCACUGGUGCAGAAGCGACAGAUUACAACAAGGAGAGAACUGGCAACUUGACGGGUGCAGAGGCAAUAGAUAAUGAUGAGGAGAGAACUGGCAACUUGACGGGUCGGACUGAAACAGAUGAGGAGAGCCGGCGGCCUCGUCAGCAGGCACAACGUGCAAGACAGGCAUCACGUACAUCCACGGAGUCUACAGAAAAGGAGAAGGUGGACGACGAAGAGGAAGAAGAAGAACACAGCUCACGAAGCAGAGGAAGUGCAGCACAAGGCCUGCAGAGAGGAGGACAGCAGCGCCGCAACCGACCGGCUGACACCAGCAGCUCGGCUGGUACUGAAGAUUCCGAUGAAAAGGACGGAGGCGGUUCUAGAAACAGAGAAGGAGGUUCGCGCCAGAGGCAACCACAAAGGAGCAGAGAGCGAUCCGCAGGUGCGGACGCGACAGAUAAUGAUGAGGAAAGAACUGGAAACUUGACGGGUCAGACUGAAACAGGUGACGAGAGCCGACGGCCUCGUCAACAGGCACAGCGGGGCCGAGAGGUACCACGUACACCCCGGGAAGCUGUAGAAAAGGAGGAGGAGGAUGAGGAAGACGAAGAGGAAAGCGACAGCCCGCGAAGCAGAGGAAGUGCAUCACAGGGCCAGCAACGAGGAGGACAGCAGCGCCGAACCCGACCUGCUGAUGUCAGCACCUCCAUAAGUGUUGAAGAUUCUGAUGAUAAGGAACAAGGGGGCCAGAGAAAUAGAGAAGGCGGUUUGCGUCAGAGGCAGCCUCAAUCGCAUAGACAGCGACCCGCUGGUGCAGAUGCAAUAGAAAAUGAUGAAGAGAGAACCGGCAACUUGACGGGUCGGACGGAGAGAGCGGAAGAGAGCAGGCGAUCUCGGCAGCAAGCGCAGCGAGCAAGAGAGGUAUCACGUACACCCCAGGGAGCUGCAGAAAAAGAGGAGGUAGAGGAGGAGGAAGAGGACGAAGAGGAAAAAGAAGAAGGCGACAGCUCACGAAGCAAAGCAAAUGCAGCAGGGGGCCAGCGGAGAGGAGGGCAGCAGCGCCUCGAUCGACCGGCUGACGCCAGCACCUCAGUAGGUGACGAUGAAUCUGAUGAUAAGGACCGAGGGGGCUCUAGAAACAAAGAGGAAGCUCCGCGCCAGAGGCAGCCUCAAAGGAGCAGAGAGCGAUCCGCUGGUGCAGAAGCGGCAGAUUAUAACAAGGAGAGAACUGGCAACUUGACGGGUCAGACUGAGAGGGCGGAAGAGAGCAGCAACACGCAAAGCAGUUCAAAAGGGCAGCAGCGUGCAAUAGAGGCAUCACGCUUACCCCAGGGUGACGCAGAGCAAGAAAACGAAGAAAGGAAUAGCCCGCGAAAUACAAUAAAUGCAACAGGUGGGCGGCAGAGAGGAAGCCAGCAACGCCGCGGCCGGCCUGACGAUACGAAAGCAACAGCAGAAGAGGAAGAUUCUGAUGAUAGAAAGAGGGAUAUAGAGGAAGUCUCGGGCCAGCGGCAGACUCAACUACGCAGACAAAGACCAGUUGUUGUAGAGAAUAGUGCUGAUGAUGAGGAAAGAACUGGAAACUUGACGGGUCACACUGAGAGAGCGCGCGAGAGCAGACGGCCACGCCAACAGGCACAGCGAGCACAAGAGGCGCCAAAUGCACCCCAAGAUGUUGAAGAGGACUCGGCAGAGGGAGAAGAAAGAGAAAAAGAGGAAGAAGGAGAGGAAGAAGAGGAGGAAGAAGAAGACAACAACAGCUCACAAAAUAGAGAAAGUGCAGCAGGCGGCCAGCAGAGAGGAGGCCUGCCGCGCCGCAGCCAAUCUGCUGAAACGAGAAGGUCUUCAGAAGGUGAAGAUGCUGAUGAUAAGGAUAGACAGCGCUCUAGAAAUAGAGAAGAUUCGCGCCUGAGGCAGCCUCAAGGACGCAGGCAGCGACCGGCUGUUGCAGAAGAGGGUGAUGAUGAUGAUGAGAGAACUGGUAACGUAACGCAUCGGACUGAGACAGCGGCAGGGAGUAUCGGCAGACACAGCAGUUCAAGAAGGACACAACAGCAGGAACAGGAUACAAGAGAGGCGUCACGUACACCCGCGGUUGACCCAGAGGAAGAAGAAGACGAAGACGACGACGAAGAAAAAGAACAGGAAGAAAGAGACCGAAAAGGAGGAGAAGAAGACGAAGAAGAAGAGGAAGAAGAACCAGACGAAGAAGAGGAGCAAGAACACGAACAAGAAGAAGAUGAAAAUAGACGAGAAGAAGGACCAGAAGAAGAACACGAAGAAGAACGAGAAGACGAAGAAUACGAAGAAGACGAGCAAGAAGAAGGCGAAGAAGAGGAAGAAGAAGAAGAGACGGGAAGGAAAAGACAAACGGAUAAAGGAAAGCAAAAAGAAGUUGAAGACGGAGAUGCAGAAGAAGAAGAAGACGAAAAGGAGGAACCAGAAGGACGCGGAGCAGAAGAAGACGAAGAAGAGGAGACCGGAAAAGAAGAAAAUAAACAAGGAAAAGAGGACAAAGAAAAACACCGAGAGGAAGAAGAACAACAAAACGCAAAAGCACAAGAAAAGGAAGAGGAAGAAAAGAGAGACAAAGAAGAAGAAAAAGAAAAGGAAAAACCAGAAGAAAGCGGUAUCAUGGGGAAUACAAGAAAUACAAUAGGCAGGCGGCAAAGAGGAAGACAACAGCGAGCCCGCAGCCGACGCCUUGCAUCCUCUGUUCCGGUUGUUGGUGAUAGUAUUAUGUUUUCAAGCAAUGCAAGUAAAGCAGAAGCAGCAUCAAAAGGUAAUAUUAAUGUCGUCACAAGAAAUAACGGGAAAACAACGCAAACGUCCCGGGUUCCUGUUGCUGCUGAUGCUGCCGCCAUCACUACCAGCAACAUGAACAAGAACAAUAACAAGACCGACAGCAACAACGAGAAGAACAACAACAACAACGAGAAUAAGAACAAAAUGAGUACUUUUUCUCCUCGUCGUCUCAGAGGAUCAAAGCUACCUUAUGCAUAUUUUAUAAUGGGUGUAAACCAAUGGCGUCACAUCAACGACCCUGUUCAUCAGCUGAAGAUGGAUACUGCAACAUCUCGAGCAGCAGAGAAAGCAGCAGCAAAAGCCAAGGGGCCCAUACCCCGGGAAAAGGGUUAUUUAGAUCCAACUACUGGUUUAUUCGGUAUACCCACACCUAUGGGGCCCCAGACGUACAGAUAUGAUUUAAAAGAUCAUCAGAAGAAACCACUUGUUUCUCCUGUAGAAAUACGCCAGCUAGAUAUGUGUUACCGACAAGAAAAACGAAAACCUCUCGUGCAGUGCCCAGAAGGAUUUACUGCUAAUAAAGAAGGCGGGUGUUACAUGGAGGUGGCGCCAGCAUUCACGUGCCUUGGUGGGUAUUUCUACGAAAAUGGGCAGUGCGUUCAGCACAGAGAACUCGAUCUCGUCGUUCCAGCUGACAAGAAGUCAGGUGGAAAGGGAAAGCAUAUGCUCAAGCACUGA